AUGCGCCGGAGGAAUCGGAAGAAGGGAUACAAGGCGGCUGACACAGAGCUGCGUCAGACGAUCGUCAACUUCAACGAAGAGGGCGAUCACGAGCAGGACAACACCAAGUUUGACCUGAGCAGGCUGCAGCUGACCGACGAACAGAAGAAUUUGCCUUCCCUGACCUCGUCCCCUGCGACUUCGCAGAGGAGACGGGCCGACGGGCUGCAGGGCGCCGUGGCUGUGCCGCCGCCAUCCACCCAGGACGCCCUGAACGACAAGCCACCGGCGCUGGACGACAAGGACGGCAUCGGGGCCCAGGAUGACCUGCGGAACUAUGCCUACGAGGGAAACGAUAGCUCCGCCGGGUCACUCUCCUCCAUCAACUCAGGCACCACCGACGGGGACCAGAACUUCGACUACCUGCAGGAGCUGGGCCCCCGGUUCCGCCGUCUGGCCGACCUGUACGGCGACGAGGCCGACAUGAGCAGUAGCGACGGGGACGACGGUCCCCUGCUGGUGCCGGGGUCGGAGCCGACCGAGUCGUGGUGCUGA
Pollicipes pollicipes is the source of this 534-nucleotide messenger RNA. RefSeq names its product cadherin-10-like. The transcript is spliced from 3 exons. Lineage: Eukaryota; Metazoa; Arthropoda; Thecostraca; Pollicipedomorpha; Pollicipedidae. Gene Ontology annotation, biological process: cell morphogenesis; adherens junction organization; homophilic cell-cell adhesion. Gene Ontology annotation, cellular component: catenin complex; adherens junction. The record is from RefSeq and is a predicted model, not a curated record. Gene Ontology annotation, molecular function: cadherin binding; calcium ion binding; beta-catenin binding. Bases 1 to 534 code for a protein of 177 amino acids.